This is a messenger RNA of Salvelinus sp. IW2-2015, 448 nucleotides long. Its product is annotated as complement C1q-like protein 3. Gene Ontology annotation, molecular function: protein binding. The record is from RefSeq and is a predicted model, not a curated record. NCBI's taxonomy places the organism in Eukaryota, Metazoa, Chordata, Actinopteri, Salmoniformes, Salmonidae.
UUAAAGAUGAAGCUCACAGCUGCAGUUUAUUUGUGGGAUAACACCAUUGCUGUGCUUCUGCAUACGGUUCAAGGUUAAGUUCUGUGUCUCAGACGUCAACGGUGAAAACUGAGUGGGAGUUGAAGAAGAUAAUUAUGGACCAUCACUUUGGGGAUGUUUGCCUCUGGAGGAAGUGCAAACCUGGCAGGGGAGUUGUGUUUCUGCGACUCUUACAACUGCAGCCUGUCAGUGGAUAUUACGGUGCGAGCCAGUGCCAUUGCCCAGGAUGCUGACCAGAACUAUGACUACGCCUCCAAUAGCGUCAUCCUCCACCUAGACGCAGGCGACGAGGUCUAUAUCAAGCUGGACGGGGGCAAGGCUCACGGCGGCAACAACAACAAAUACAGCACCUUCUCUGGGUUCAUCCUCUACGCCGACUGAACCCACGCAGGUGUCACGUCCAGAGAGA